AAAAAAACAAAUUUGUAGGGUUCUUAUAAAAUCACAGUGCUUCAAAACUAUUUAAUCGCAGCAUGCCGAGUUUGCUUGAACUGUUGUGAGAUCCAAUUCCAUUUCCCACCCCAGCACAACAUAAACAUUACAAUACAACGCCUGCUUCCUAAUUAUUACUGCUAAAUUAUGUACCAAGAAUUUGACACUGGUUUUGAAAACAAACUCUGAUUUAAAAGUAUACCAGUUUAGAAUUCUAAAUUCUAAAUUCUAAAAUCUUAUUUCGAAUAAAAUUGUACCUUAUCCCGUAUCUGCCCUUCUAUUGAUCUGCGUCUCAAAUUGCAAACAACAACCGGUUUUGAUUAGAUAAGUGCUAAUAAUCUACCGGCAUUUGUUUCCCACCGGUUCCGGGAGCUUCGUCGUCUCGAGCUUAGUUGACUGUCAAAUUUGGUUACGAUAACAAGUGCGAACUGCUGGAACUAGGAGAAUAUGGAAGAGGGAACACCGUUGACGGAAAAUCCUUUGCCAGAUGUCGUCAAUGUAAGUUUGGAAGUUCCGGUGAUUGGAACAGAAACUACAGACCGACUGCCUCAGUACGUGCAUGAUGCGAUUGACAAGGUGGCACCGGAGGAGGGAUUCACUCCGGGUCAGUACAAGGUUCACUUCGAGAGCGGUUCCAGCAAAGGGGAUGGCUUUGUGGGCGAGAUGUUUCGUGCCCGGAUAACAGAAGUCGCUCGGGAGUUGAUUGUCCUGUGCAAGAUACCACCAAGAAACGAAGCAAGGCGACAACAGUUCGGAGCUAUGACGAUUUUUGAACGGGAAUCUACCGCGUAUUCUAAGUUCUUACCGGCAAUGCACGAGUUUCAACGCGAGCGCGGAGUGACUGAUGAACUGGGGAUUGGAUUUUUCCAUACCCCAAAAUGCUAUUUUGCAAUGUGUGAUGAGGCUAAGCAGGAGUCUCUCAUAAUCAUGAACGAUUUGCGGCUCAGUGGGUAUCGGAUGUGGAACAAGCUGGUUCCGGUUAACUACGAGCACGUUCGUUUGAUGAUGAUAGCGCUCGGGAAGCUGCACGCUCUGUCUUUCGCCAUGAAGGAUCAACGACCUGAUAUUUUCGAAGAGUUCAAAGUUAAAGAUGGGUUGGUAGAAAUGAUGAACAAUUUUGAGCCGUUCCAACAGAUGAUGAACUUCAACAUGGAUCGGGCAACGUCCGUGCUGGAACCUCAUGAAGAAAAACUUCGACAGAAAAUGGAUAGACUCAAAACUGAUAUGCUUAGUGAUUUGAACAAAUUGACAGAUGCAGCUACAGCGGAACCUUAUGCAGUAUUAGGCCACGGGGAUUGCUGGGUGAACAAUAUGAUGUUCGCUUACGAGAAAGGAGUUCCCAAGGAUAUCGUCCUACUGGACUGGCAAAUCUGCCGUUACGUGUCCCCAACGUUGGAUUUGCUGUAUUUCCUGUUCUGCUGUACUGACGAACAAUUUCGGCGUCAAUACUACGACGAGAUGAUACGCACCUACUACGCAUCGUUGAAGGAGCUGCUGGGGAAGCUAGGAGGAGAUGCAACCAGGCAGUUCCCGUACACCGCCCUCCUACGGCAAUUGCGGCAAUUCGGUCGCUUCGGGGUGAUGAUGGCGGCGUUUAUUGUCCCCCUACUGUGUAUUGAAAAUGCUGACCUACCAGAUUUAGACGAGCAGGCCGAACGCUUCAAGGAAACGCAGGAAAUGGACAUGAGUGAGUUCCAGACCAAGGGGAAUUCGGAAGAAAAAUACCGCCAAAGGAUGGGAGGCGUACUGAGAGAUGCGAUAAGAUACGGCUAUCUGUGACGUCAGCACAUUACCGAUACCUCAUAUCGCACUCAGUUUAUUAUCGAUUAUAAAAGUACCUGACUGAUGCCUUUGAACUUGCCAUACAUAGUCACAAUAAAAGAGAUACCAAAGCA
Messenger RNA from Uranotaenia lowii, 1916 nucleotides. RefSeq lists its product as uncharacterized. The transcript is spliced from 2 exons. Bases 469 to 1800 code for a protein of 443 amino acids. The record is from RefSeq and is a predicted model, not a curated record. NCBI's taxonomy places the organism in Eukaryota, Metazoa, Arthropoda, Insecta, Diptera, Culicidae.